Fulvia fulva is the source of this 2034-nucleotide messenger RNA. Its product is annotated as Transcriptional activator protein DAL81. The record is from RefSeq and is a predicted model, not a curated record. Lineage: Eukaryota; Fungi; Ascomycota; Dothideomycetes; Mycosphaerellales; Mycosphaerellaceae. Gene Ontology annotation, molecular function: DNA-binding transcription factor activity, RNA polymerase II-specific; DNA binding; zinc ion binding. Gene Ontology annotation, biological process: DNA-templated transcription. The coding region runs from base 1 to 2034 and encodes 677 amino acids. The transcript is spliced from 2 exons. Gene Ontology annotation, cellular component: nucleus.
AUGUCUGCAUUCAAGCCCGGCCUGCCAGCAGCGCGGCCGACGCAGGACCAAGCCGGCACCAAGCGCAGUCGUCCGUGUGAUGCUUGUCGAAGACGCAAAAGUAAGUGCGUUACCGAGCAUGGAUACUCCAUGUGCGUCCUCUGCAAAUUCCACAAUCAAGCCUGCAAGUACGAAGAAGCGCCACAGCCAAGGAAGCGGUCAGCAGCUCAAGGUAGCGCCGGUAGCACGGCAGAGUCGCAACCACCUUCUAAGCGCAGUAGAACGAUCCAUAUCCGGCCGGGUACAGGAGUCGAAGAGUACGACACUUUGCCUGGACCUUCGUUACUCAAGCGUACCUUGGGUCUGCAGAACUCCCACCAUUCAGAAUACGUUGGUCCUAACGCCAUCCCGGAUGUAUACGGUGGACAGCGCUUGGAGCGUUACGAUGGUGAAAGCGAUGACCACUCUCAACCAGAAGCCGAGCAUAUUCGCUUCGUACACCCUUCUGCUGCUUUUCGGAUCAUCCCAGACAUACGCACGCCUGGUUAUGAUCAAGAGCGCUCAGAUAUUGACGAAAUCGAAAAGACUGCUGCAGGUCAUGGUCCAGAGCUAGUGCAGCUGUACUUCCGCAUUGUGCACCCCUCGUUCCCUAUCUUGCACAAGGAAGUGUUCAUAGAAAAGUAUGGCCGGUCGUUUUGCGAGUUCGCACCACCGCUACUCGCCGCUGUCUAUCUUCUGGCAUCAUCGUAUUGGGCCUAUUCCGAGGCUCUAGCAGCGGUGCGCCGGAUUGACACGGAUCGCUUGCAGGUUCUUGCAUUCAAUGCUCUGCAAAACACGAUGCGUCGCCCGAAGCUAUCGACGAUACAGGCUGGGCUUCUCUUAUCGCAAUAUCAGAAAGCUUUCAUGGGUCCGGUUCCCAACGAGCAGCGUGAUCGUCUUACGGUGCAGCUGGUCAACAUUGCCCACGGCCUUGGCAUACAUCUUGACUCCUCUCAGUGGGAUAUCCCUGACUGGGAAGUUGGUGUUCGGCGACGGAUAGGAUGGGGACUCUACAUGCAGGACAAGUUCUCGGCGUUGCUCGAGAGCCGCCCAUCUCUCAUCAGCCACGAAGAGUGGGAUGUAGAGCCUCUAUCUGAGGAGGACUUUCCUGAGACCACCGAGGACGACACCGAAGGGAGCAGCGAAGUUGGCAGAGGUAGACUUGUUUACACGCACAUGGCCGAUCUGAGCGCUAUUUUGGCCGACAUACUCUCGACACUUUUCUCGGCUCGUGGAUGUCGUGCCAUCGACAGCAGUAUAAAUCGUCUUGCGGCUUCCCUGGAGCAGAUAAAGCCCUUACAGAUCAGACUGAAAGACUGGUCUUUGACUUUACCAGAGUCGUUGAAGAUGGACUCAGCGGCCUCGAUGAAACUUUCGAGCGUCGGUUAUCUACGACUGGCAUAUUUGACCAUUGAAGUAUGCAUACAUCGUGUGCUCAUACGAGCGCUUGCCACCACGGAGUACCUGGAUCCGACAAUGGUGCAGGUGGUGAGGGUUGCUGCUAAAGAACGUUUGAGCAACGCCACAGACUUUGUGCAGCGCCUGCAAGCACAGCAUUUGCUCUCAUUCUGGUAUUUCCCCUCAGCCAAAUGCUGCGCCCUGAUAUAUGCAUUCGGGCAGGCGCUGCAAGACACGGCUCAGACCGAGGAGGAACGCGCCCAGUAUUCUACGAAGCUGAAAGAAUUCAAGUGGACGCUGAAGGUCAACAGUGAGGCUGGCGCAAGUUUCAUGAAGCAGGCACUUGCCUUCAUCAGUCAACCAGUACGAAUCACCUCACAGCAUGUUGAUCACAGUUCAGUCACAACGAGCCCAGUCUCGAUGGGGUUUGCAGUCCAAGGCACGGAAGCUUCGCCGGCCCAACAGUGGUUCCCGCAUCCCACAACCAACGGCAGCAUUCCAUAUGGACCUCUUCACGGUGACUACAGCCUCGAUCAUACCGGCUUCCCCGACCCAAACGCCAUGUUCGUGCACUUACCAAAUGACCUGGACGGGUCUUGGCUACCCGGCAUGAGCUGA